GGUGCCCCCCUACUAUCCAUCCCUCCACGACUGGCUACAGUUCACGUAGUUCAUAGUACAGGCCAGGCCAAUAGUUCACGCUCGUCUCUCGAGUACUGAAAAUGUGUUCCGCAAAAUACUUGAGUGGAUUUUCAUCCGUCAUGGAUUGGCGUCCCAUUGAGUUCAUGGACCUUCCUCCCGUCCGAUGCUGUUCCUUAUGCAACGUGGUCCCCAAAGAGAUAUUCCUUCUGGAAUGUCCUCAUGUACUUUGCAGCCACUGUUACCAGGCUGUCCUUCAAGGUAAUCAAUGUUGUCCACUGGAUGGAGAAAGUGUACAAGAAAGCGAAGUGCAAAUAUGCACGAUUAAGCCAAGUCAUCUCUACAAAUGGAAAAUGCGCUGCUGCAACUCUAGCAAGGGCUGCGACUUCGUUGGCAAUGUGGAGAAAUUGGAGAUUCACUUCUUAAGUGACUGUGUCUUUCAUGUUGUGCGUUGUAACAGAUGCAAUGCCUUAGUGCAACGUCGUGAUAUACUCAGUCAUUACACUGAACAACGGUGCCAGGCCGCAAGUUCGUCUUGCGACGGAAUUCAAAUAAGCGUCGAUACAGGCGUUUUGGACGUCGGCAGGAAGAUCGACGCCUCGUUGGAGGCUAUCGCGGAGAGGAUGUGCGCGAUUGAAAUACAGCUCAACAAUCAUGCUGCUGCUGGCAUCGACGGUGCGAAGCAGUGCACGAAUGCAAAUAAGCAGUUACUGAAUGAACUUGAGCCAGUGGAAGGCAUACAUGGCGAGUCAAGGAACGAAGCUGCAAAUAUGAUGACGCGAGAAGAAGUGAGCUUAAACUCGAUCAAAGAAAGAGUUGAGCACAUCGCAAGUAACGUGCAACGCAACCAAGGAAUUGUGAGAAUAGCUACCGAUCAAAUCAUUGAGAAACUGGGUGCGAUGGGGCGGCACCUGGAGGCGCUCGAGCACAUUGGGAAGGUUGGAAUAAAUGAGGCACUGUUCUAUAUUCCGGGUAUUACUGAGCUUGUUGAAAGGUGGAAAGGAGUGAAAAGUGAAUGGUUGCAUCUAGAGCGUUUCUCGGAUGUUUCCACCGUUUGUGGUUAUUCUGUGCGAGUGGGGAUGAUAACUUCUGGCAACACUUUUUCUUUGUGUCUUGAGAUAUGCCCAAGCGCACAUGAUGAUCUCUUAAAGUGGCCAUUUCGUAUCGCUCACCGUUACACACUGUUGCACCCAGAAAUCAUGUCCAAAAAUGUUGGGUCCCAUUUCACAACCACUAAUCAAUUUUGGAUAACUCGGCCAAAAAACGAUCCAGUAAUGGUACCCAGUGCAUUUGCUCUGAAAGGUUAUACUCUCGAAUACAUUAUACGUGAUGGGUUUGUUGAUGAAGAUUCCAUUUGUGUUCAAGUGGAGUUCAAGCCAGAGAUGUGAUUGAUUAAUGUCCUGUCCUACUGUGAACCCCAAUGCUGUUGCAAAUAAAAAAAUGUGAUUGAUGAUGGAC
Molecule: messenger RNA, 1476 nt
Organism: Ornithodoros turicata
Lineage: Eukaryota; Metazoa; Arthropoda; Arachnida; Ixodida; Argasidae
Exons: 1
Coding region: 102-1406 (434 amino acids)
Molecular function (GO): metal ion binding; protein binding
Source: RefSeq, a predicted model, not a curated record